Molecule: messenger RNA, 6384 nt
Organism: Hippocampus comes (tiger tail seahorse)
Lineage: Eukaryota; Metazoa; Chordata; Actinopteri; Syngnathiformes; Syngnathidae
Gene: kirrel1b
Product: kirre like nephrin family adhesion molecule 1b
Exons: 15
Coding region: 286-2712 (808 amino acids)
Biological process (GO): cell-cell adhesion
Cellular component (GO): plasma membrane; cell-cell junction
Molecular function (GO): cell adhesion molecule binding
Source: RefSeq, a predicted model, not a curated record
GAAGAGACGGUGUUGGAGGGGGGGAGAGCUCGAGCAAGCUCGUGCGCCGGUCAAACGCCAGCAGAGCGCUGCGAGGAACGGACGCAAGUGAACGCAACAUUUCAAAGUGCACGCGGACGAUCAAGAAGAGGAUUUCAUCUUGUCUUGAAUUGUAAAUAUUAAUCACAAUCAAUAAGUCUCGCUUGGCCUCUCUGAUGAGUGCAAUCCGGCGGGAGUUGACGGAGGCGCGCCCGGAGGCGGCGGCGGCGUGGGGCGACGACGUGCACGCGCGCGGCUGAAAGCAUCAUGGAGCAGCCUUUGUGGAUCCUAACUUUGCUCGUCACUUUGCUGCCAGCGCAGUGCGUUCGCUUUUCCCAGGAGCCGGCCGAUCAAUCUGUGGUCCUGGGUGAGCGAGUGGUCCUCUCCUGCGUGGUCUUCAACUACAGCGGCAUCGUCCAGUGGACCAAAGAUGGCCUGGCGCUCGGCGUCGGGGAGGGCCUUCGAGCAUGGCCUCGGUACCGAGUGCUGCGGGCUCUGGACACAGGCCAGUACAACCUGGAGAUCUCGCGUGCCGAGCUAUCCGAUGACUCGCUGUACGAGUGCCAGGCCACCGAGGCCGCCUUGCGCUCGCGGAGGGCCAAGCUCAACGUCCUCAUCCCACCCGAGGACCCCGUGAUGGAGGCCAGCCCGGAGCUGCUGCUCAUGGCGGGCACGCCGCACAACCUCACCUGCAUCACCCGCGGCGCCAAACCAGCCGCACACAUCCAGUGGCUCAAGAACGGGCUGCCCGCCGAGGGCGCCCACCAGUCCACGGAGGUGCUGCCAGACCGAAAGAGAGUGACCACCAGGAGCUACCUGCCCAUCAUGCCGCUGGACACCGACAGCCACAGCAACUUCACCUGCGUGGCCAGCAACCCGGCCGUGCCCAUGGGCAAGCGGGCCAACGUCAUGCUCAACGUGCACCAUCCGCCGACGGUGACGUUGUCUAUUGAGCCUCGCUCAGUCCUGGAGGGCGAGAGGGUCACCUUCACCUGCCAGGCCACCGCCAACCCGCCCAUCAUGGGCUACAGGUGGGCGAAGGGCGGCGUGUUGCUAGAGGGCGCCAGAGAGAGCAUGUUUGCCACCACGGCCGACCACUCCUUCUUCACCGAACCUGUGUCCUGUCAGGUGUUCAACGCGGUGGGCAGCACCAACGUUAGCAUACUGGUGGACGUACAUUUCGGACCCAUCCUGGUGGUAGAACCGCGGCCCAUCACGGUGGACGUGAACUCUGACGUCACCCUGAACUGCAAGUGGUCUGGAAACCCGCCGCUUACCCUCACCUGGACCAAGAAAGGCUCCAACAUGGUGCUUAGUAACAAUAACCAGCUGUACUUGAAGUCGGUGAGCCAGGCAGACGCCGGCCAGUACGUGUGCAAGGCCAUCGUGCCGCGCAUCGGCGUGGGUGAGACGGAAGUGAUGCUCACAGUCAAUGGCCCGCCCAUAAUCUCCAGCGAUCCGGUCCAGUACGCCGUCCGGGGUGAGCGAGGCGAGAUUAAGUGCUAUAUCGCCAGCACGCCCCCACCGGACAAGAUCGUGUGGGCAUGGAAGGAGAACGUGUGGGAGAAGGAGAAAGGCACGUUGAUGGAGCGCUACACAGUAGAGCAAAGCAAGCCGCCGUCGCAGGGCGGGGCCGUGCUCUCCACACUCACCAUCAACAACGUCAUGGAAUCCGACUUCCACUCGCCAUACAAUUGCACUGCCUGGAACUCCUUCGGGCCCCGCACCAUGAUCAUCACUCUGGAGGAAACCGACAUCGUCCCAGUGGGCAUCAUCGCCGGAGGCACGGUGGGCUCGUCCAUCCUUCUGCUCACGCUGCUGCUGGCUCUCGCCUUCUUCCUGUACCGCCAACGCAAAGGCAGACAUCGAGGAGUGACGCUGGGCAAAGCCGACAUCAAAGUGGAGACGGUCAACAAGGAGACGCACAGUCUAGAGGAGGAAGCGGCCACCGUCUCCACGGCCACGCGCAUGGUCAAGGCGAUGUACUCGUUUCUGCCCUCUGUCUCCCUCUCUCCCUCCACUCAGCCCUUCAAAGACGACAUGGACCUCAAGCAGGAUGUGCGCAGUGAGAGCGACACGCGUGACGACUACGAACUCAAGGAUCCAACAAAUGGCUACUACAACGUGCGAGCGACCACCCACGACGAGGCUCGCCCUCAGUCCCGCGCCAUCCACUACCAGGGAGACUUCCGCUCUCCCAACGCGAACAGCGCGGCAGGCGGCGCCACCGUUUCCGCAGCCCCGCCCUCCGCCCCCAGCGGCGCGGUCCCCCCCAGCGGAGUACCGGGCUCCCGGGCCGGUUGCUAUGACCCGCGCCCCCCUUCCCGCAUCUCGCACUCCACCUACGCCCAGUUCAGCACGCUCUCCCGGGCGGCGGCCGCUGCCCAGCAGGCGGCAUCCAACCCACCGGGGGACUACCCGGGGGACUGCGGGCUGCUGGACGGCACCACCCAACUUGCCUACGACAGCUACGGGUACCCCUCGCAGUACCACGGCUAUCGCGUGGCCUUCGCACCGCCUGCGGAGGAGGGGCCGGCCUAUGAGAUGUACCCCACGGGACCAGGGAGCGGACCUGGGCAGCACAGCCCCGAAGCAGGGCUGGGAAAGUACGACACAGCUACCCGCUUUUCGUAUUCGUCACCCCCUUCUGACCACUCACAGAGACACACGCAGAGGAUGCAGACUCAUGUGUGAAAGCAAAACCACAUGCGUUGGCGUUAGCAAUAUGCAUGCUAAUUGGCGCUAACUACAAUCAACAAAGAAGAGCAGCACUUCUGACUGAUCAGCCAACACUUUGGGGUUACCAGAACCUAAAAUUGUAUCCCGUUGAAAAUAUGUUUUACAAUAAUACCCCGUUAGCGCCUCACCCUCCAAAAAAAUCGUUUUCCAAUUAAAAUGAAAUUCAAUGGCCAUGAUAGGACACAUGAAAAAAUCUGAAGGACGAAAGUCUGAAAUGGAAGAAGGCGGCAUCCUUGUGAGGAUAAAGUGGAUCAGAAAAUGGAUGUAAUUACAGUAGUUAUUUUCAGUCAAAUCCGGUGCAACUUCAGCUGGCCACCAUGGUUGGGAAUUAUUCACGACCAAUCGGUGGAUGCAGGUAUCUAAGUUGGUAUCUCAGUAAGUGGCGAAUGCUUGUGAACUCGGGAGACCAAAGUAUUGCUGGAGCUUUCAUCAGUGCGAUGUCUUGUCAAGACCAAUUGGACGUUGCGUAUUGACAGCUCCACAAAGUAGCCGAGAUGUCUCUGCGAUGUGUCCAGCAGGUCUUGGCGAUUUCGCAGACCUGCCGCAGAUGUAGAAAAAGUCUCCAAAAAGGUCUCCGAAAGGAAUUGAACAUGUUUGAAUUUACCACGACUGCCUGGCGACCCGACUAGUCUCCAGGAUACGUCUCGGAGACUUGAGUCUCACCAUCGGGUCACCAUCUUGUGUCCAGGCCAGUCAGAUAGGCCUGUUAGAUGAUUGGUCGACACUAAAGGCCCUAUUUUCAUACACAAGCGCUCGUGCACUUGGCCUAAACAUGGGCCAUUUUUAUUUUCAUGCUGUGUCAAGUCUAGUUCACCAUGUUGGGGACCUUGUUGCGCUUCUCUGGGCGUUCCGGUGGACGGAGCUGGUGUGCCUCCGUCACACCUCACAAUUUGGUGGCAGAAAGUAGACUGUGCUGUAAAAACGAGUACAUCUUCAUUUUUGUGCCAGGGCAAGUCUUAACAGGUUUGUGAAUUUGGUCGACCCCCGCUAUGCCUCAAUGGGCCUUCUGGUUUAUUAGAUUGCAUGCCCACGGCACAUCUGGCAAUUUGGUGACCCAAAUCAGACUGCAUUUUACAUUUGCAAAAACUUGCCUGGAGAUGGCUGUGUUGGCUCCCACAACGGCGAAAAUGCCGUCUUCUCACUAGUUUGGCAAAAUACCAAGAGAACGCUCUACUCCACCCAUGCACUGGUCAGUUUUUAUGCUCUCGCUGUCUUAACAUGGGAAUCCACUUUGAACCAUUUGCCAUGAAAAAAAAAUGGAUGUCUUUAUUGCGAAAUUCCUUGCUUUUAUGUGGACAUUUUGUACAAAACAAAGCGACAUAACUUUCCAUGCACCGUAACAACAUGGCAGCUUGUUGAAAAAACACAAACCAGUGUGGGGAGUCUCUCUUCCAGGAGUAGGUAGCAAUGCGUCACGCAGAUUUUCUACACUCAUGACGCGUUUCGACGUCGGCUUUUUAGUCCGUUUGAUGACUUUUGUUUUUUUAAAAAAAGAAAAAGAAAAGAAAAAUACCUCCGCAACCCUGGAUCCUCAAGUGUCAAAAUGUGUUUGUUUCUUGUCACUUGCACAGUAGAAUAGUUUUUUUUCCCUCCACAUUUAUACUGAAAUGGGGGAUGGAGGGGAACUGCAAAAAAGAACAUUUAUUGUAUUUUUAUUUAAAAAAAGAAAAAUGUGGACCAAAGGUUCAAAAUUUUGUGUGAGGGGACACUGUUGGAUUUUUACAACGGAACAUUUUCGCCAAGGAAGGACGAUGUUUAUGCAGCAAAGAGAAUGAAUGGGGGUGUUUUUUUGUUGUUGGUGGUUUGUUUUUUGAAGCAGAGUCCCUCAGACCACCAGUCCUCCGUGACUGGAAUGCCUUUUUUGACGGUUGGACAGCAGGCUGGCUUUCGACAGUGGAGUCUUAACAUAUCAAGGUGAAGCUUCAGAGGCUUCCGUGGAGCUCAUUUUGCUGUUGUAAACCUGUCAGCAACAUGCCAACAACAUGUAAAUGACACAAACAACAUGUAAACAUACAUGUAAUGCUUCCUCAAUGCAGCAAAAACACAAUGGUGAUGUGUUGUUUUUUUAUGGUCUUUAAUCUUUGCUGUAUGUUUGUGACUGGCUUUUAGUGUUUAUUACUGGUGUCCCAUAUAUACUAUAUUGAUUAUUUUUGCUGAGCCUUACCCUAAAAAGUGCAGACUGGCCAAUCAAAACUCAGCACAGAACAGCAGUCUGGUGUUAAAUCAAUUGAGACAUUUUUUACUUGUUUUUCGAGGGUUUGGAUAUUUUUGUUCCUUUUGGUGUCCUGUUAAAAAAAUUUAAAAAAAUACAAAAUCUUAAGAGUUUCAAAUUAGGGUUCUAAAUUAGGAUUUCAAGACAGGAAAUUGGAAUUUCAAGAUCAAGUUCAGGUUCCAAAAUGGGGUUUCAAGUAGGAUGGAUUCCAGCUUAGGUUAGGGUUACAAAACUGAUGGUUUCAAUAUAGGGUAAACGUUUCAAGUUAACUUUAAAAUUAGGCUUUCAAGAGAGGGUCAGUGGUCCAAAGUAGGGUGCCAAGGCAGGGUUGGGAUUUAAAAUUACCGUUGCAGGCUAGGGUUGAGGUUAAAAAUAAGAGUGGCUAGGUUUUGAAAUUACAGUAGUCUCAAAUUACAAUUCCGAAUUGGGCUUUGCAGUGUUAGGGUUUCCAAUGAGAACUGAAUGGAGAAAUUUCCCCUGUUAAAUUUUCCUGUUUGUCCUUCUGAAUGGUAUUCAGAACUUUUAAUUAUCAGCACUUUAACACUGUCAUCUCCUUUUGGGAAAUGUCAAACUAAUACCCCUUUCGCUAUAUGGUGAUUUAUUAUUAUUAUUUUUAUGUUCUUUCAUGAGAAGAAGCGCUCUGCAAAGUGGGGCUGAAGGAGGAUUCGCUGAGCCACCAGUGGCUCCAUCCGCUCACGUACUUGACGUCUGCUGCCAAAGCACUGCAAGGAGCUCGACUGUGUUCACUAUGCGCGUGCGAUUUUAAACGCAGCUUGAAACCUCUCAGAACAGCUGAAAGGAUGAAAAAUUGCACCGAUCAGCAAAUUGUUAAAUUUUUCAUCAGAGAUGCAAGUAAACUUUUCUAGAUUUUUUUGCAAAUCUGCCCUCUUUAUUUUCUCGAGCACGUCAACUGUUCAUAAUAAUAACAAAACAAUACUAUUCUAGAUGAUAUGUAACUUCCAGUGGAAUUUUUUUUUCUGAAACGUCAUAUCUAUAAUAAAUUACAACACAUGGUAAAAUUCAUACUGUCAAACUAAAAAAGAAUGAAAAAACAAAUCUGACGUGCUAGAAAAAAAAAAAUUUAAAUCAGCGACAAGGACAUACAAAGCCAAAUUACAAAAGAGUCGCUGGAGUAGUGACUUGCUAACUUGACCCACACGAUUAUCUUGUGUUUGUUUUUUUUUUUUUUUUGUUGUUGUAACAAAAUUGACAGUCAAGAUCAUAUCAUCUCCAUGAUCCAGUCUUGACUUUUCCUGUGACACAACAUAUUCUGAUAUGUAAGAUCACGUUUGUCUUUUACUUUUAUAUAUAUUUAAAAGGUUAAAACAAAACGAUUGUUUUAUCCAUGUGUCAAAUUGUAAUUGUAAGUUAUUUUUUCACACAAUUCCAGAAAAUAAAACUUUCAUACAAAAAAA